This is a messenger RNA of Tigriopus californicus, 941 nucleotides long. Its product is annotated as mitochondrial fission process protein 1-like. The coding region runs from base 235 to 753 and encodes 172 amino acids. NCBI's taxonomy places the organism in Eukaryota, Metazoa, Arthropoda, Copepoda, Harpacticoida, Harpacticidae. The transcript has 2 exons. Gene Ontology annotation, cellular component: mitochondrion. Gene Ontology annotation, biological process: mitochondrial fission. The record is from RefSeq and is a predicted model, not a curated record.
AUAUUCGUAUUAGGGAAGGAAUGUAACCCGAUGAUACAAUCACAGCAUAGGCACAAUUUCGUUACCUAACAAUGUGAGGUUGAGAGUGCAUGAACUACAAAACAAAAUCACUCCAUUGAACUCCAGAGGUUUGUUGGGCAAUGGGCCAAAAGUCGGGUUCCACGGCAAGACUAAUGGGAUACUUGUGAUAUUAUUUGUCAUUAGGCUUUCAUUGAAAUAUCUCAUUAUUUCAAAAUGUCUCCAAACGAGACAUUGCAAAUCUCCAAUACUAUCGAAAAAGAAGUGGACAUAUAUCGCGAUACUCCCGUGAGAUUCUUGGGCUACUCCAAUGAGGUGGGUGAAGCAUUCCGUGCCUUAGUUCAUGUCAAUUGGGUGCGGGCCUCAUAUGGAUUGGCCUCAGCUUACGUAUUAGCCGAUACCAAUGACAAAGCCACCAAGAUGGGACGCUCUUUGAGCGAUUCUGAUCCCAAUCGAACCAAGAAAAUGGCCAUUGCCGCGUUUGACACAUUGGUAUGGCAGGCUUUGGCAUCGGUUAUGAUCCCCGGAUUCGCCAUAAAUCGUCUAUGUGCGGGUUCGCUGUACGCCAUGGCUCGAAUGGCGCCAGGUGUGGCCGAAACCACGCGCAAAUGGGCUACUACGGCCAUUGGAUUAGGCGUGAUUCCGUUCAUUGUACAUCCAAUUGAUGCGGCGGUUCAUUAUGGAAUGGACAAGACCACUCGGGUAUGGAUUGGAGGGGUGUCUGUCAACGAUUAGUGCAAUUUUACCUAAUGGAAUUCAUUACCCGCAAGGUCAAGGAAACCCAUGCCUUCCAAAUGAAAUGAGAUUCAAAUUUGACGGUCACGUAACGAAAUGUGUUUUUAUUCGCGUGCAUCAACAAUCAAAGAGCAUCAACAUCAGUAAUAAAUAGAUAAUUUAUCCUAUCCUAUAAAUGAGAAGAGAAA